AUGUUUCGUUUUCGAUUUCGUUUAAAUUCUUCAUUAUUAGCUUUAACAUCUUCAAUAUUUUUUAAUCGGUCAUCAAAAGAAUCUAAAUCUAAUCUUAACGAGAAUCCAUCUGAAUUACCACGAACACCAUAUCAACAUAUUAAUUGUACUGGUUUUGAAUGCAUACGUGAAUCAUCAAUGAUUACUCUAUCAUCAUCAUCUUCAUUCCUUAAACAAACAUUAUAUUAUUAUUCGGAAUUAACUCAACGUUAUUGUACUCAUAUAUCUACAAUGAUUAGCGUAUUAGAAGAAUAUAAAAGACUUGAAGGUACAGGAAAUAUUCAACAAGAAAUUUGGGAUAUUUAUAUAAAACAUCGUAUUUUAUUUAAUGAAAUGAAAACUGAAUUAUUACGUUUACGUUUACUUUUAUCAACAAUUGAUCGUCUUGUUACGGAAUCAAUUGAUGCUUGUUAUCAAACACAAGAUGAAAUUGUAACACAACUUGUAUCAAAUGAAUUAAUUCAUGCAAAACGUAUUAUAGAACAAAAUGAACAAUUAAUAAAUAAAAAUGAAAUGAUAUUAACAACUGAACAAAUUAAAUUAAUUGAAAAAUCAAAAGAUGAUAGUGAUAAAAAAAAUUCUCAUGAAUAA
This is a messenger RNA of Rotaria sordida, 630 nucleotides long. The record is from the annotation of a GenBank genome assembly. NCBI's taxonomy places the organism in Eukaryota, Metazoa, Rotifera, Eurotatoria, Philodinida, Philodinidae.